Megalobrama amblycephala (Wuchang bream) is the source of this 1733-nucleotide messenger RNA. It is a transcript of the gene ccdc106b, whose product is annotated as coiled-coil domain containing 106b. The record is from RefSeq and is a predicted model, not a curated record. Lineage: Eukaryota; Metazoa; Chordata; Actinopteri; Cypriniformes; Xenocyprididae. Gene Ontology annotation, cellular component: nucleoplasm.
CAUAUGCACCAAGUGUAUCAUAUAAUUUAGUAGAACUAAUUUAUGCGAAUUAAUAUAUCCAAAACUAAUUUAAAUAUACUUGCACGCCUUCUUUAUUAGCAGAAACAUGUAAUAUGUGAAACAGUCAUCCGUUGCCCUGUUUGACAGGACGAGAGAGAGACACAAGCAAAUUAACUAAUGUUUAAUUAACUACUUGUUAACGUUAAUGCCUAAUUAACUACUUAGUAGUCCAUGGUUGUUAUUAAUUGCCGCUGUGUCAUGCAUUUUUGCUCUUUUGAAAAGUUUAGUAUCGAUUUUUGAGAACAAUAGGAUUCGUGUUUUUGAGAGAGUUUAUGUUUGGUUGUAGUUUUGUGAAUAUCAGCCAUAUCCAUGUAACCGGAAUCAUGACUGAUGCACAGGGAAGCACGGGGAGCUGCAGAGGUUUGAAGAACGAGGAUGGGUAUGAAAUCUCCAUCCCCUUUGAGGAGGACAACCUGGACGAAUCUGGUUUCUGUGAUCAAACUGACCACACCUUCAAUGAGUCGGUCUCAGGUCAGAUUCCUCCUUGCAGUUCGUACCUUCUGAUUACCAGUCUCCGAGCACAACUGCAGAUUUCUUUGGAAAAGAACUCGUGGCUCCAAAAACGCAUUGAAGAUCUGGAGGAGGAGAGGGACUUCCUGCGCUGCCAACUUGACAGAUUCAUUUUCACCACCAAGAGUCAAGAGAGCAAUGGCACAAUGGGAAAAGAAACUGAAGCAGAUGCCGCGCAGCAACCUACCAGUCAGAAGCAGCCCACCAAUUCAAAGCCCCCUACCCGGAAAACACCCACUCCUCCAUCACACAUGAUGACACGCUCUGGAAAAAUCCCUGCACGCAACCAAAAGCGCAAUCAAGAAGGAGAGGAGGUGAUUGAGGAGGAAGAGUAUAUAGCAGAAGAAGAUUAUGUGGAAGAGGAGCAGGUUGUUACAGAUGAUGAUGUUUGCUAUUCAGAUAGUAAAAUCUCACAAAAGAACCAUUCAGGCAGGCUGAAUUGCCAGACGAGAGUAAAAAGACGACGCGUUUUUCGUAUUGCGCGAAGCAUGGAAAGACAAAGAGUUAAAGACCCUGCAGGUGUUCUACUUCGCUACAAUAAGAUCCUUGUGACCUAUCAGAAGCUGAAGAGCAUGUCUAGAGCAUUCCAGGUCCAUGGGGUUGACCGAAACACUGUGGCCUCCACCACUCCUAUUGCUGAAAUGCUUUUGGUCGCUCCUGAGAAGGUAUCUGAGGUUGGAGAGUUUGAUUCCUCCAAGGAGAAGCUUCUGGAUUAUGCGAGGCGCUGCUAUAAAGCUCUUGAUGAGGAUGCUCAUGCUAAGGUGCAGGCCUUGAAGAAGAACAACCUCUUGCUGCCCAUUUCAUACAGGUUCAGGCACUGAAUUUCCAACAAAAGUAUUCCUUUUUGGGGGAAGGAGGAGCCAGAGGUGUUGAGACAGUGGUUUGGACACGAUGGAGUCCAUUCACUGAACUUUUAUGGACUGUUUAUUUUUUCCUCUUUCUCUCUCUUUUUCUUUUUUCUUUUCUCCCCCUACCUCAAUUCUAGAUCUACACACAUUUGGAGUGAAAAACCCAACUCUGUGCCAGUUAAUGAUGGUAAUUAUUCAGUUAAAGUGUGUAGAUUGACAGUAUUGAAUUUGGACAAAUACUGUACAGUUUUGGAAAUUUAAGAGAAAAAGGUUUUUGGUAAAAAAAAUUAAACGUGACACUUGUGAGGUAAAAGU